Cucurbita moschata (crookneck pumpkin) is the source of this 1238-nucleotide messenger RNA. Its product is annotated as rhomboid-like protein 20. Gene Ontology annotation, cellular component: membrane. The record is from RefSeq and is a predicted model, not a curated record. Lineage: Eukaryota; Viridiplantae; Streptophyta; Magnoliopsida; Cucurbitales; Cucurbitaceae. The coding region runs from base 124 to 1008 and encodes 294 amino acids. Gene Ontology annotation, molecular function: serine-type endopeptidase activity; protein binding. The transcript has 8 exons.
GGAGGACGAGAAAUGAAGUUCCAGUCCUGAGCUCCCAACAGACAACAAAUCAAAAUCAAAAUCAAAAUCAAACGGAGAAAGCCUCUGACCGUCUGAGAGGGUCAUUGCUUCCUCUCUGAGACCAUGAACGGCGGCCCCUCUGGUUUCAACAAUGCCCCUGUCACCCGGACCUUCAUCAUUGCCUCCGCCCUUUUCACCGUUUUCUUCGGGAUCCAAGCCCGCUCUAUUAAGCUUGGCUUGUCCUAUCAGGAUGUGAUUGUGAAGCUUCGCUUUUGGAAGCUAGUGAUGUCAGUCUUUGCCUUUUCAUCUACUCCUGAAUUGUUGUUCGGACUGUUUUUGCUUUAUUACUUCAGAGUAUUUGAGAGACAGAUAGGCUCCAACAAAUAUUCGGUCUUUACCUUGUUCUCUAUAAUAAUCUCCCUACUUUUUGAGGUCCUUGCAAUAUCAUUACUUAAAGAUCCUGCAGCCACUGCUGCCAAUCUAGUCACUUCUGGACCUUAUGGUCUUUUAUUUGCUUCCUUUGUACCCUUCUUCUUUGAUAUUCCUGUUUCAACUCGGUUUCGUGUAUUUGGAGUUCGUUUCUCUGACAAGUCUUUCAUAUAUCUUGCCGGUCUUCAGCUCCUUCUGUCCUCGUGGAGAAGAUCCAUCUUACCAGGGAUAUGCGGCAUUCUUGCUGGUUCCUUAUAUCGUUUGAAUGUAUUUGGCAUCCGCAAAGCCAAGUUUCCGGAGUUCAUCAGUUCAUUUUUUUCGCGAUUUUGUUUGCCAUCUGUGGGGAAUCCUCCAGCAGCCCCAAAUAGAGAUGUUAGAGGAAAUAUGCCAUCAUUCAUGAGCCGCCAGGUUGAGAGGAACUUCACUCCUGUGCCAACUGCCUCAGAACCACCGGAGGACUCCAUUGCUACCCUUGUUUCGAUGGGCUUUGACAGAAAUUCAGCCAGGCAGGCACUUAUGCGGGCCAGAAAUGAUGUUAACAUGGCAACCAAUAUCCUUCUUGAAUCACAAUCGCACUAAUUUCAUGAAAAAAAUUCUGGGUAUUAUGAAACCUUUGAUCUCCACAAUUCCGAGAACAAUCAAAUUCAGUAUCAAGGGAUGAUGGUCGGACAAACUUGCAUUUGCUGACAUCUGAGUUUUGAUAGGUUGCAGGAACUCACCAUGCAAUUUUCAUUAACUCUUACGAGUUCCCUUUCUAUUCCUCUAUCUAUCGUAGGUGUGAAAUUUUCUUGCUACGUGAUGUCUGAUUA